UCGUUAUAAAGUAUUAUUUGGGUGUGUAAUUAUGGAAUUUACUAUAAAAUAUUCACCUUCCAUCUCUAUUUGAUAGGAAGCCCUUCUGCUGGAUUUACAGUCCAGGAAUUAUCACCAACGAAGGACAUUAAUAAAAGAGAAUUUUCCCACUUAAUGAUAUUGAAGAGCAAUGAAAGCCAUGGCAUCAAGGAUGUUGAUCUCAAGGAAGUUUGGGAAAAUCUGCACGAGUUUGAGAGUCAGAGGGAGUAUGAUACAAGAAAUGACAAAGUGCCUUUGACCCGUAACAAAAAUCUCACUUGUAGAAGAGACCGGCAGCUUAACCAGUCCUCAGUUACUCUUCCUGAAAAGCAGAGUGCUUCUGUGAGAAAGAAUAUGUACCACUAUUUCAUGGAUGAUGAGCGAUUUAUCAGGAAUUUCUUAAAACUGGACAAUAACAGAAGUGGUGCCGGAAACCAGUACAUAAACUGCUUGGAAAAUACAAUUGGAUUAAGUCUGGCCGAACUGCAGAGAUUUCAUCGUGAGGAGAAAACGUGUGCAUGUAAUCCAAUUGAGAAGAGUGUCAGCAAUGGUUCCUCAGUUUCACCACAUGAAAGAACUCCUCCCAGUACCAAAAACAUUUGGAAUAAAUCUAGGAAGAUUUUUAAAUAUCCUUUGUUACCUGCACAAGACAGGAGCGCAUACCCUAGAGGAAAAUCUUACAAAUGUAAUGACUGUGGGAAGGCUUUUAACAAAAGCACAAACCUCAUGAAUCAUGAGAGAAUUCAUUGUGGACAGAGACCUCACAAGUGUAAUGACUGUGGCAAAGCCUUUACAUACCGUUCAAAUCUUACUCGACAUAAGAAAAUCCAUACUGGAGAGAAACCUUACAAAUGUAAUGAGUGUGGCAAAGCGUUUACCCAAUGUGCAAACCUUACUAGGCAUCAGAUAAUACACACUGGAGAGAAACCACACAAAUGUAAUGUGUGUGACAAGGCUUUCAACCAAAGUUCAAGCCUUAUGGCACAUCAGAGAAUUCAUACAGGAGAAAAACCUUAUAAAUGUAAUAAAUGUGAUAAGGCUUUUUUCAAACGUUCAGACCUUUGGUGUCAUGAGAGAACUCAUACUGGAGAGAAACCUUACAAAUGUAGUGAGUGUGGCAAAGCCUUUGCUGAGCAUUCAAAUCUUACUCAACAUAGAAGAAUCCAUACAGGACAGAAACCUUACAAAUGUAAUAAAUGUGAUAAAGCUUUUAUAAAACGUUCAGACCUUUGGGGUCAUGAGAGAUCUCAUGCUGGAGAGAAACCUUACAAAUGUAAUGAGUGUGCCAAAGCUUUUUCCCACUUUGCAACCCUUAGUACACAUAAAAAAAUACACACUGGAGAGAAACCACACAAAUGUAAUGUGUGUGACAAAGAUUUUGUCCGAAGUUCAAGCCUUAGGAGACAUCAGAGAAUUCAUAAGGGAGAAAAACCUUAUAAAUGUAAUAAAUGUGAUAAGGCUUUUAUCAAACAUUCAGACCUUUGGAGUCAUGAGAGAACUCAUAGUGGAGAGAAACCUUACAAAUGUAAUGACUGUGGGAAGGCUUUCAGCAAAAGUGCAAACCUUAUGAGUCAUGAGAGAAUUCAUUCUGGACAGAGACCUUACAAAUGUAAUGACUGUGGCAAAGCCUUUACAGACUGUUUAAAUCUUAUCCACCAUAGAAAAAUCCAUACUGGAGAGAAACCUUACAAAUGUAAUGAGUGCGGCAAAGCAUUUACCCAAUUUGGAAACCUUACUAGGCAUCAGAAAACACAUACUGGAGAGAAACCACACAAAUGUAAUGUGUGUGACAAGGCUUUUAUCCGAAGUUCAAGCCUUAUGGCACAUUGGAGAAUUCACAGGAGAAAACCUUAUAAAUGUAAUAAAUGUGAUAAGGCUUUUAUCAAACAUUCACACCUUUGGGGUCAUGAGAGAACUCAUACUGGGGAGAAACCUUACAAAUGUAGGGAGUGUGGCAAAGCCUUUGUUGAGCGCUCACAUCUUACUCAACAUCGAAAAAUCCAUACUGGAGAGAAACUUUACAAAUGUAAUGAGUGUGGCAAAGCGUUUACCCAAUUUGCAAAUCUUACUAGGCAUCAGAAAAUACACACUGGAGAGAAACGAUACAAGUGUAAUGUGUGUGACAAGGCUUUUAUUGAAAGUUCAAGCCUUAUGAGACAUCAGAGAAUUCAUACAGGAGAAAAAACUUAUAAAUGUAGUAAGUGUGAUCAGGCUUUUAUCAAACGUUCAGACCUUUGGGGUCAUGAGAGAACUCAUACUGGAGAGAAACAAAUGUAA
Messenger RNA from Suricata suricatta (meerkat), 2295 nucleotides. RefSeq names its product zinc finger protein 665-like. Gene Ontology annotation, biological process: regulation of cytokine production; regulation of immune system process; negative regulation of transcription by RNA polymerase II. Lineage: Eukaryota; Metazoa; Chordata; Mammalia; Carnivora; Herpestidae. The record is from RefSeq and is a predicted model, not a curated record.